AUGAAUGCCCCCGCGGUCUUUCAACACUUUAUCAAUGAGGCUUUGCGGGAGGCCCUUGACAGAUACGUCUAUGUCUAUCUGGACGAUAUCUUAAUCUUUAGCCGAUCCAUCGAAGAACAUGUCAGGCACGUUCGUCGGGUUCUCCAGCUUUUGCUCGACCAUCACUUGUUCGUCAAGCUGGAGAAAUCCGUUUUCCAUACCCCAUCAGUGUCUUUUUUGGGGUUUAUAGUUUCACAAGGUGUCCUGCGAAUGGAUCCGGUUAAGAUCAAAUCUGUGGAGGAUUGGCCAACUCCUAGUUCCGUACGCCAUGUGCAAAGAUUUCUGGGCUUUGCCAACUUUUUCCGGCGAUUCAUUCGGAACUUCAGUUCGGUCGCCGCUCCUUUGACGGCUCUCACAGGGAAGGGUCCGUUUAAAUGGACGUUGCCCGACCCAGAGGAACCUUUCAUAGUGGAAGUGGAUGCCUCUGAUGUUGGGGUUGGGGCGGUUUUGUCCCAGAGAGGGGGUCCGGAAAAGAAGCUCCACCCAUGCGCUUUCUUUUCGCACCGUCUAACUCCUGCUGAGCGUAACUACCCGGUAGGAGAUAAGGAGCUUUUGGCCAUCAAGCUGGCGCUUGAUGAGUGGCGACACUGGCUAGAGGGGGCAAAACAUCCCUUCCUUGUCUGGACAGACCAUAAGAAUCUGUCGUUUAUCCAGCAAGCGAAGCGGAUGAAUUCCCGUCAGGCUCGGUGGUCACUUUUUUUUGGUCGGUUUCAUUUCACCCUUUCUUACAGACCAGGGUCGAAAAAUGUUAAGCCUGACUCGCUGUCUAGACAGUGGGAAUCGACCAGACCCGAAACCGACCCUGAUCCUAUCAUCCCCCCUAGUCAAAUUGCUGCCCCAGUAACGUGGGGCAUAUUUAAAACAGUGAGAGACGCUCAAGUUGUUGAGCCCGACCCAGGUGGAGGUCCACCUGACCGGAUGUUUGUACCAUCAACAGUCCGCCGUCAGGUGUUUGAAUGGGCUCACGCGUCCUCGUUUGCGGCUCAUCCAGGAGUCUCUAAGACCCUGGUGUUCUUGCGCCGAAGGUUCUGGUGGCCAGGGAUGGAGAGUCAGGUCAAGGACUUUGUCCGUACCUGCGCUGUCUGUGCGACUAAUAAAAGCACAAGAGAGCGUCCUCGUGGACUCCUCCAUCCAUUACCAGUACCCUCUAGACCGUGGUCCCACCUGGCACUGGAUUUCGUCACGGGUUUGCCAAUAUCCAGGGGAUUCACGGUGGUACUGGUGAUUGUAGACCGGUUCACCAAAUCUUGCCUUUUCAUUCCGAUGCCCAAGCUCCCGUCCGCCAUGGCUACCGCACAGGCUGUUCUGCAACAUGUGGGUACCCCAGGAUGUGAGUAUUGCAGGAUCAGUACAGAAGAUGUCCAAACUACACAUGGCCUUGCCCUUGCUGGCCUCUUGAAAGGUUGUGUCCCGUGGCUGUGUCAUUCAUUUUUAGGUCCUCAAGUCCCAGAUAUCUGCCAGCACUAUGUCCAUGCACCACAGAAUGUCACCAUUGAGUUUGUGGAAAGUUCAAACUCAAAAUAUGAUACUGUUGUUGUGUCAUGGAACCCUAGCCAAUAUGGUAUUGCUUUUCUACGUGGUUUCCAAGUUACCCUGCAAGCUUUAGGUGGCACCCAGAUCACAUGUCAGCUCUUCUUUCUUCAAAACAAUAUGUCACUCUCUGCUGUGCAUGCUCAAAGGGUGUAUUACUCGGAUCUGUUCACAAAUCUGUCUCUGGGUACCCAGUAUGCUGUAACAGUGAUGGCCCUACCUGUUCCAGAGAUGUGGGACAAAUUUUAUAAUAAGAAGUUAUUCUUUACUCACUCAUGCCCUGAGAGAAAUGGUUUGGAGAACUGCAAAACAGAAUGGUAUCCAAGCCAUAUUGAAGUCCACCAAAAGAGCCAGGAUAUUUUUGUCACUUUUAACUUGGCACCUGAGAACCUGGGGAUCAGUCGCUACUUUUCAUCAUGCUUUGGAGGGGGCUCACGUAGCAAUAAAAUUAUUCAACCAGAUUUUACUGUAAACAACACACAUCAUACUUUCCUCUUGCUUCACCUUCCCGUAGAAACCAACUAUACCUGUGAGAUUGCAUCAGAUGUUGUGGAUGCAGUAAGAAAAACAUUCUUUGUACAUGUGCAGCAUUUAAAAGCCUUAGACAAGGAGGAUCCUUCCUUAGCAGUACUUCUUUCUGUGGCCAUUGUACUAGCAGCCACCCUAGCAGUCAUCUUUGCUAUCCUCUGGCAGAAAAGACUUAAGAAAAAAGCAGUAAAAACUAAAAUACUACAAGACCCAAUUGAAGAAUACUAUGAUGAACAAACUGAUAAAUGUCAGAACAUAACACUCAACAACAACAGACGACCACCUCGACUCCUGAUUUGUUACUCAAGUAAUGAUGGAUCUGCCCAUGUAAGCGUUGUCCUACAACUGGCAACUUUUGUGCAAAAGCAUAUGGCCACUCAGGUACAUCUGGACCUUUGGGAUGCCUUGAGCAUCAUGGAGGAGGGAGAUCUGGGGUGGUACUGCAGAAAGAUCAAAGAGAGUGACUAUGUAAUGGUCAUCUGCUCCCGAAGUUUUAACCAAAGAAAGGAAGAAAAGAAUCCAAAAACAAACACUUUUUUAGCCAUUGUGGCCAUAAUUGGAGAGGAGAUAUUUCAAGCCAAAUCUUCAGGGGAGGGCCUCUCUAAAUACAUGACCGCCAGUUUUGAGUAUUCAAAAAAGUCAGAGAUUCCAACCAUCUUAAACUUGGCCUCUCAUUACACCAUCCCAAAAGACUUGCCACUGCUUUUCUCUCAUCUCCAUGGGUUGUCUUUGCAGAAGCCAGGAGCUCAGCUUGUUGUAGAGAACAUUUCGGAGAAUGGUUUCUUCAAACUCCCUGCUGGAAGUGCAUUACUGAUGGCUAUUCAAGAUGCAAAGAGACUGAUUGGUGGUUUACAUUAGUCUGAUAAGAGAACUGUGGAAUAUUGUAGAUAUAAUAUUAUGGGUUUACACAGAUAAGAGACCACUAGACUCUGUAUACAUAACUGCAUUAAAACAUCAAAAAUGUCUUUAAAAGUAAAUCUGAGAAUUGAAUGUUUAAUUUAAUAAA
This is a messenger RNA of Trichomycterus rosablanca, 3103 nucleotides long. RefSeq lists its product as uncharacterized. Gene Ontology annotation, molecular function: protein binding; nucleic acid binding. The coding region runs from base 1 to 2955 and encodes 984 amino acids. NCBI's taxonomy places the organism in Eukaryota, Metazoa, Chordata, Actinopteri, Siluriformes, Trichomycteridae. The transcript is spliced from 13 exons. The record is from RefSeq and is a predicted model, not a curated record.